This is a messenger RNA of Epithele typhae, 393 nucleotides long. RefSeq lists its product as uncharacterized. NCBI's taxonomy places the organism in Eukaryota, Fungi, Basidiomycota, Agaricomycetes, Polyporales, Epitheliaceae. The transcript is spliced from 3 exons. Bases 1 to 393 code for a protein of 130 amino acids. The record is from RefSeq and is a predicted model, not a curated record.
AUGUUCUACAACCCGAUGCACGUUUGGCCUUUCUUUGAAAGCGGUCAUUGGAGACUGAUGACUCUCUUCUGCAGAAAUCCCACCCAAAAAUUCUUCCCAACCGGGACGGACGAUGUGGUUGAUCUAUUCAACCUGUUGGACAUCGGGAGUUCGCCGACGGACCGCCUCUCCGAGCUUGGGUUCCUCCUCGGAGGUGUUGGACUCAAUGGUACACCGUCUCGUCUUCGGAGCAGCGUCCCGACGACGACCAAGGAACAAGCCGGCCCCUUCGCCCUCCUCGACAUCCAUAACGCCACCGUUGGGCGGGACCUCUGCCUGGUUAUGCCUCUCGCCCAACUCAACGCCGCCUCAGAUCUGACGGAGCGCAUCGGGAUCCAGGCUACUCUGGUGUGA